AUGCAAACAGUUGCAGACCGCUCAGAUACUGCGACAUCGAAGAAACAAAGAGAAGACCAAGAAGACGCUGCCGAGGCCGUGACCCUGGUCAAUGAGAGAGACGAGGAAGACGAAGUAGGAGAAGAUAAGCCGACGAUAGUGGUAAAGAAAGAGGAAGCAUACGAGCAGGAGAAUGAUAAAAAGGAGGAAACAGACGAAAUGGAUCAAUGUACAGUGACUCAGAGUGGGCAUUCCAAGUUCCGGCUGCAGUAA
Messenger RNA from Botrytis sinoallii, 252 nucleotides. RefSeq lists its product as uncharacterized. The transcript has 2 exons. NCBI's taxonomy places the organism in Eukaryota, Fungi, Ascomycota, Leotiomycetes, Helotiales, Sclerotiniaceae. The coding region runs from base 1 to 252 and encodes 83 amino acids. The record is from RefSeq and is a predicted model, not a curated record.